Molecule: messenger RNA, 2932 nt
Organism: Xiphophorus hellerii (green swordtail)
Lineage: Eukaryota; Metazoa; Chordata; Actinopteri; Cyprinodontiformes; Poeciliidae
Product: obscurin-like
Exons: 9
Coding region: 105-1601 (498 amino acids)
Biological process (GO): immune response; cell surface receptor signaling pathway
Cellular component (GO): external side of plasma membrane
Molecular function (GO): transmembrane signaling receptor activity
Source: RefSeq, a predicted model, not a curated record
AUCAAUCAGCUUCAUUUAUUAGCUUCUCGGGAUUGAAAAUACAUCGCUGUUAAAAUUCGUAAAGUCAUCUACAGAAUCCUUCAGAAUAUCAUAGAACUCAGAACAUGUGCGAUUUUCAUGUUGAUUUUCUCUUGCUUUAUUUUGUCUCUCGUAUUCCAGAUGCUCACCCAGCAGCGUCUCUCACAGUGAGUCCCGUCAGAGAAAAACUUUUCACUUUCGACGAAGUCCAUCUGUCCUGCACAGGAAGCUCUGCUGAGUGGAGAGUGAAGAGGCUCGCAGAAUCGUCCUACUCGGACUGCUCCAUCUGGGGGACAAUGAUCGGAUCCCUGUGCAGCUUCAGCAGCCGCUGGUUCCAUAAAGCAGUGUACUGGUGUGAGUCUGGAUCUGGAGAGUUCAGCAACGCAGUGAACAUCACUAUACACCUUGCACCGAUGCUUCACCUGACUGUGUCUCCAUCAUGGCUGAGUCACGGAGCCUCAGUGAACCUGAGCUGUGAGGUGGAUCCUCCGUCCGAAGGAUAUAGGUUCUACUGGUACGAAGCUGUUCCUGAUCUAUCAAGAAAUGGCUACAGAUAUGAGCUGCUGCCUGAUAACGUCAACGGGACGAGGCAGGACUCCCUCGUCAUUCAUGGACAGAGGCACACAGCAGGAUAUGCAUGUAGGGUGGGAUAUGGAAACCCAGAGUUUCUCUCUCGAUACAGUGAACCAAAGUUUGUCUGUUCUCCAGUCUCCCGUCCAGCAGCGUCUCUCUCAGUGAGUCCUGACAGAGAGCAACACUUCACCUCUGAGUCUGUGACACUGAACUGUACAGGAAACUCUGCCGAGUGGAGAGUGAUGGUGACGAGUGAAUUAAGCUUCUCAUCGUACACCGACUCCUGCUCCACCUGGGGGGCAAUGAAUGGAUCCUUGUGUACCUUCAGCAGUCCUCAGUACUCUAAAGCAACGUUCUGGUGCGAGUCUGAAUCAGGAGAGCUCAGCAACGCAGUCAACCUCACUGUACAAGAUGAAGAUCUUCUCCUGGUGAGCCCCGUCCAUCCUGUGACUGAAGGAGCUUCUGUUACUCUGGGCUGCAUAACGAGAGAACAAAACAAACUUUGCAAUGUGACUUUCUAUCACAACAACAAGCUGAGACAAAAUGACAGCAGAGGAGAGCUGAAGAUCUCUGCAGUGUCUCAGUCAGAUGAAGGUUUCUACAAGUGUGAACAUUCAGGAAAAGUUUCUCCACAGAGCUGGGUGGCUGUUGAAGCUGUUUUAAAACAGAGCAGCUCUUCAUUUCCUGUAAUGUGGGCCGUCGGACCGGUUUGUGGAAUCGUCCUCGUUGUUCUCCUGCUGCUUCUGAUUCGCUUCAUAAGGUUCAAAGGCACUUCCUACUUCUACGACUUAGUGAGACCCACUAAAGAACCUGAAAACGAUCCAAAGAAAGGUCAAAGCAUCUCCUACUCUCUCCUAAACUUUAAAAACACUGGAAACAUGAGGUGCUAUCUGGAACCAGAUGACAGCCCUGUCAAUUAUGACUUGAGAGUAGGAGCUGCAGGAAGGUCCAGUUCAGCAGCAGCCAACGCAGCCGUUUACUCUGAAGUGAAAUCGGACUCUGGAUAUUGAUGAUGCUGUUUGGACUGAAUGCUAGAUGGGUUUGUUCCAAAAGACAGCUUUAGAUAUAUAUUUUCAUAUGUACUUAAGUGAGUUAUGAUCCGGAUAUCAAAAUAUUUAAUUCAAGAUUGGUUCGAGAAAGCAAUGUAAUAUUCCAAUGUGAAACAAAACGCCUCCCAGUCAUGGAGAAAAUAACAAAGACAAAAAUACAGGGUAAGGUAAAAAUGUACCUUAUUUCAAGAUGAAAUCAGAAAUAGGUGCAUUUAUCCACGUUGGACUAUAAAAUAAAAAAACUAAACCCAACGUAAAAAGAAGCGGAUUUACAGAUUAAGAAUGUUAUUUUACAAAGGGAGAGAUUGAGGUUUACAUUCUGGCUGUAUAGUUUUAAGUGACCACAGGGCAACAAAAACAAAUGUAUAUCACAACAGGGGCCAGUGGAGGCUUCUGAUAUGGGCGACAUGGGCAACCGCCCAGGGUGGCAUCUUCUAAGGGGCAGCCUAUGCUCUGCCAACCCCUGCGGUGUCCCCCGCUCUCACAAUCGAGGGAUCUGAAUAAAGCACCUUCACCCCCAACUUGAUAGACUGAUGUGAUGCCUAGUUAGUUUACUUAACGGCAUAGUGAAAGGGUGAGGGGUUACUGUGGUCGCACAUGUUUCCGAGUUAGUCAGAAACAUGAUAAAGAGAGGAAGUCCCAGAUUGUAUAACUGCAUAACAUAAAAAGAGCAGUAACAGUGGGACUUUAACAAUGACUUUGAAGAACGACGUCUUCCUGAUGCUUGGAAGAGUCAUUACGCGUGGAAGGAAUAUUUACCGACUAGAGCAACAAGCAGGUGCAGCUCAAGUAAUGAUGAUGGGUUUGUUGCACAAGCCUGGGUGUAAAAAUGUCGAGCGUUUGGUUUUUCGUAACCACCUGCUGACAUGUCACGAGUUAGUGGAUUUCUGAGCUUCCUGCCGAGUAGCGUCGAGCGACGGCCUCAGUCUGUGUUGCCAUGGACGACCGAGCCAUCACCGUCCAUGAUGGCUCAGCCUUUAAAUAAAAGGCUAAAGAUUGAUGAGAUGAAUGUUUCAUAAUGCACAUUUUAAAGCCUAUCUAUUAUGUUUACUUGUUGACCAGAUGUGUUAUGUUAUAAGAUAUUAAGUGGAAGGGAGUCUUUGUAUUGUGAUGAUUACUGAAGGCCGUUCCUGCUGUAACGGUUAAGUUGUAUCAAAUGAUUCUUUGCUGUUUCUUGGCUCUGACUUGCUAAUCAAAUAAUGUCAAGUGAAAAUAAUUUUUUUUAUAUCUGUAAUGAAAAUUUGAGUUUGUGGUGAUUUUCACAUCGGCAAUAAAAACUUGAAUCUGUGAAA